This is a messenger RNA of Drosophila eugracilis, 1489 nucleotides long. RefSeq lists its product as uncharacterized. The record is from RefSeq and is a predicted model, not a curated record. The transcript has 3 exons. Bases 34 to 1353 code for a protein of 439 amino acids. NCBI's taxonomy places the organism in Eukaryota, Metazoa, Arthropoda, Insecta, Diptera, Drosophilidae.
AUCCCUUUUAUACUUAGUAAAUAUAUAGACACCAUGAAAAAGAUCGAAGCUGAGACCGAGUGGCUGCGAUCUACGAUUCUUCCGAAGAUUCUCAAAAACGGACGCCUGGUGGAGAACUACAGCGAUUCCAAGGCAAACACCUUCAAAGUGGGAGACAUCGAGAUUGAUGUGAUCGGACACAAGGAGGCCUUUAUGCUCACUUUUUGCUACCGGGCCAUCAUCAACUUUGAAUAUGACGAAGAAAAGUUUCAACACAAAAUGGUCGUUAAGAAAACUCAUGAAAUGUCCCCAGAAAUGUAUGACGCCGUCCAGUUUGGAUCACUCUUCAGCAACGAGAUAAACUUUUACACGGAAAUUCUCCCAGAGAUACAAAAGCUGACUGGGGGAAAGUUCGCCGCUCCCAAGUAUUAUUACAGCGAGUUGAAUCGGUAUUCAGCAGUGGUCAUCCUAGAGAAUUUCUCCGAGCAGGGAUGGCGGGUGACGAAGGAUCGGGUAGGCCUAAGCCUGAAACACGCUCUCAUUGCUGUGGAUUACCUAGGAAAGUUUCAUGGUUUUGCCUACGCCAUAAAGCACACGAAUCCGGAGAAGUUUGCCCAACUGACCAACUGUUUGAGGGAAUCUCGUUACGCCACCGAUGAGCUUCAUCCAGAGUGGGUACUCAGUAUGAAGACCAUUAUAAAAAGAAUAGUCAAGGCUGUGGGCACCUUUCAACCUCAGAUUGACAAAGAGUUUGUGAAGCACUUGGCAAACGUGAUCUCGGAUUUUAGACUUUAUGGUAGACAACGAGUUGCGCGGAGGGAACCACUUGCAACACUUUCCCACGGUGAUUAUUUACGGAAUAAUGUCGCAUACAAAUAUAAUGACAAGGAGGAACCGCUGGAGAUCAUGAUGUUCGACUACCAGACUUUGCGUGACUCCUCUCCCAUGAUUGAUCUUUCAGUGUUUCUGGCAUUAUCCAUUUAUGCCGAUGUUCGAUAUCAAAACUUUGAGGAAAUCUUCGAGAAAUACAGCUCGGCGUUAUAUGAUAGCUAUAGGGAGCACGCCAAGGAUGAGGUUCCAGAGAGCAUGAGUCGUGCAGAGCUUCUAAAGGAAUAUGUUCGAUUCCUGCCGUAUAGUGUGUCCAUAACGGGCAGUUUCCUUAUGAAUUUAGUAGCGCCCUUAGAUAUUUCUGUAGAAGAAAUGUUUGCCAAGAAGAUGUCGGAUGCCGAGAUCAUAGAUCAGACCAUGAACCAGGGCGGGGAAAUAGUUGAUAAGGAAGUUGCCCACCAGGUUAAGGAAAUGCUUGAACUGAGCCAACUCACUGGGGUCUCCAUAGAUGAUGACAUUGAUAUGGAAAAGUGGCCAAAAAGUUGAGCAUCUGCUUCGCAAAGUUGGUAGGUUAAGUAUCGCAAACAUGGGCAGAUAACGUUAUGAUUCCAAAGUACUUAAGCAUUUAAUAAUUUGUAUAUUAAUUUAAAAAUUUUUUACAAACGCCGCAGUACAAAUUUAU